Cercopithifilaria johnstoni is the source of this 573-nucleotide messenger RNA. NCBI's taxonomy places the organism in Eukaryota, Metazoa, Nematoda, Chromadorea, Rhabditida, Onchocercidae. The record is from the annotation of a GenBank genome assembly.
AUGGAACCGUCUUCCUCACAUACGCAAUAUCCUCGAAGCAUUUCCUAUCCUGAAUUUAUCCAUCGACCUUCCACUCGAAUACCAGUGGUGCAGUAUUUCGAAGAACCAUCACAAAUUCAUCAUCAUCAUCAUCACCAUCAUCAUCCAAUAUCAUGCUAUCACCGGCCAAUGGAAUAUCCUUGUCAAGGCUUAUUAUGUCAGCAAUUGAUAUCUUCAAAAAAUCAAACAUACCCAGAACAGGUGGCAUACGUACAACAGCAACAUUCUGCCGAGAUCGCAAAUACAUUAGCGCCGCCGCAAUUACUUAGAGAAUUAUUUGUAACUAAUAAUAGUUCUCCAUUAAUUAAUAAUGUUGCUAUUAAUUUCAAGAAAAAGCCAAUCAGUACUCAUAUUAAUUCUAUAUGCUCAAAUUGUGGUACCAAAGAGACAACGUUAUGGCGUCGCAGCAGUACAGGAGCUAUAGAGUGCAAUGCAUGUAAUUUAUAUUAUCGUAAGAAUAAUCGAUCACGGCCAAUAACAAUGUCAAAUAAAAUACGAAAACGAGUUCGAUUACCGCGUUAUCAUUUCCCAUAA